Messenger RNA from Coniosporium apollinis CBS 100218, 555 nucleotides. RefSeq names its product ADP-ribosylation factor 6. Gene Ontology annotation, molecular function: GTP binding; GTPase activity. Lineage: Eukaryota; Fungi; Ascomycota; Dothideomycetes. Gene Ontology annotation, cellular component: cytoplasm. The record is from RefSeq and is a predicted model, not a curated record. The coding region runs from base 1 to 555 and encodes 184 amino acids. The transcript has 5 exons. Gene Ontology annotation, biological process: vesicle-mediated transport; intracellular protein transport.
AUGGGCGGACAGAUAUCAAAGAUGCUGAACAAGAUCUUCGGAUCCAAAGAGAUGCGCCUGCUCAUGCUUGGGCUGGACGCAGCGGGCAAGACAACCAUCCUCUACAAACUCAAGCUCGACCAGGACGUCACCACCAUCCCGACCGUAGGCUUCAAUGUCGAGACCGUCACGUACAAGAACACAAAGUUCAACGUCUGGGAUGUGGGCGGGCAGGACAAGAUUAGGCCGCUGUGGAGGCACUACUUCUCGGGCACACAAGGACUCAUCUUCGUCGUCGACUCCAGCGACCGCGACCGACUCGACGAAGCGCGCACCGAGCUCGCGCGGAUCAUUCAGGACCGGGAAAUGAGGGACGCGCUGCUUCUUGUCUUCGCGAACAAGCAGGAUCUCGCAGGUGCAAUGCGGCCGAAAGAAAUCUCAGACAAGCUAGAGCUAGAGCGAAUCGCGAAGAACCACACAUGGAAGGUCGAGCCUAGCUGUGCAACGACAGGAGAGGGCAUAUUCGAGGGCCUCGCUUGGUUAUCGAACAACGUCAAAGUCCCAACGGCUCGGUAG